AUGUCCCAGAAACAGCUUUUAGCGACGAUUGUGCUCUUAAUAACCGUUCCGUUAAUAUCGGGACGAUGGCUCGACGUAAAACCGGGCGAGAACGAGAAGCAGCUGUUCCUGAGUCGAAGGGUCGUCACCGAGUCCAAAGAAUUCGAUGGUGGCGUCUUAGUCGAUGAAAAGGGAGUAAUCGAAGGCGUCUUAACUAGAGAUGCCAUUGACGCAUUCCUCACCGCUAAGGACAAUAACAUUAAGAUUAUAGAUGGCGGCGACCUGGCGUUAAUGGCUGGUGUGGUGGACUCGCACGUUCACGUCAAUGAGCCAGGACGCACUUCCUGGGAGGGAUACGUCACGGCUACGCAGGCCGGGGCUGCUGGUGGCAUCACCACAAUCAUAGACAUGCCUCUUAACUCCAUUCCACCGACAACAACGUUAGAAAAUUUAAGAACCAAAAUAGCCGCUGCGAGAGAAGAAGUUUUCGUCGAUGUUGGCUUCUGGGGUGGUGUUGUUCCUGGCAACGAGAUGGAGUUACACGAUAUGAUCAGAGCUGGUGUAGUAGGCUUCAAAGGCUUUUUAGCCGACAGCGGAGUCGCUGAGUUUCCAAAUGUAGAACAAAUCGAAUUAGGAAACGUAUUCGCAGUACUAAACGGUACUGGGACGGUUUUGGCGUUCCAUGCCGAGUUGGAAAUUAACGAAACAACAACUGAAUGUGAAGGAUUCGAUUGCACAAAUCCUAAUUUAUACAGUACUUACCUGGCAUCUCAUCCACCAGAAAUGGAAUUAGCAGCCGUAUCUUUAAUAGCAAGUUACUUGCCCAAAACCGAUGUUCAUGUACACAUCGUGCACGUGUCGGCCGCGGGGGUUAUACCAAUUCUCGAGAAAGCGAGGCUGGAGCGAAUCCACGCCGGCAAUAAGGGCUGGCGCGGAGGAAUCACAGCUGAGACCUGUCACCACUACCUCACUCUUAGCUCCGAACAAAUUCCAGCUGGCCACAGCGAGUAUAAAUGCUCCCCUCCUAUCAGAAAUAACAACAAUAAGCAACAAUUGUGGGAGUACAUUCGAGACCACAGACUAGAUUUAGUAGCGUCGGACCAUUCACCGUCAGUUGCUGCCUUAAAGUCGGCCAACUUUAUGGAGUCUUGGGGUGGAAUAUCUUCAGUGCAAUUUGGACUGUCUCUAUUUUGGACGCAAGCUAAAGCUCGAGGAUUCAAACUGGGCGAUGUGAGCCACUACUUGUCAGCUGGUCCAGCUCACCUGUGCGGCUUGCACGAGAAGAAAGGCGCUAUCAGGCCCGGCCUUGACGCUGAUCUCAUCUUUUUCGACCCCAACGCUUCGUUCGUCGUUACGCCUGAUAUCAUUUUGUACAAAAACAAGAUAAGCCCAUAUAUGAAUAGAGUAUUGAAUGGAAAAGUUAUCCAGACGUACCUAAGAGGUCAGCUCAUUUACUCCGAAGGACAAAUAAUUGGCGGACCCAAAGGGAAAUUGAUACUCAAAGAUGAAAUAAACAGAACGCUAUGUAAAAGCACCAAGAAGUAUUACGAUGAUGUUGGAAACUUGAAUGCUUAUCAAAAAUCAAAAAUUGAUUUGGAAUUGCCAAAUGAUAUUAACGAUGCGCAAAAUGAAACAAGUGAAAAUAUGCCCAGUGUAAAAAAUAGCGUUGAAGGAUCUCGGCAACCAAACGGCAGCAAUAUGCAAUUGGAGUGUUUAGAAUUAGCUGGGUGCACCCUCGACCGGUAUAUUAUUGUGGAUAAUUCCCGCCCUUCGUUUUUAGAGAUAACUGGUAUAGCAGCUCAAAGGAGUCCAACAUGCAGUGGCUUAAAUGCUGGAGACUACAGAAAUCUUGCAGCAAUUCUCAACCACCCUAAUUUAUCACAACUAAAAAUAUUAAACAAGGUGCCAUUACCACCUGAAAUUAUGGAACAUUUUGCCCAUAUGCAAUGCCACUGUUUAAUGGGAGUUUUUCCAGAGAUAAGUAGAGUAUGGUUGGCAAUAGAUAGCAAUAUUUAUGUGUGGGCAUUUGAACAUGGUAGUGAUGUGGCCUAUUUUGAUGGCUUGGGAGAGACCAUUGUCAGCGUUGGUUUAGUAAAGCCAAGAUCGGGUGUAUUUCAAAACUUUGUCAAGUAUUUGCUUGUUUUAACAACAACAGUGGAAAUAGUGGUUUUAGGUGUUACAUUUUCUGCUAGUAAAAAUGAUGGCGCUGGAGAGUUUGAAGAAAUACAUUUAGUACCAGAACCAGUGUUUGUCUUACCAACUGAUGGCAUAUCAAUGAUGUGUGUAAAGUCAACAGCAAAUGGCCGUAUAUUUAUGGGUGGAAAGGAUGGGUGCCUUUAUGAAAUAACAUAUCAGGCUCAGCUUGGAUGGUUUGGCAAACAUUGCAAGAAAAUCAAUCAUUCUACUAGUGCCCUUUCAUUUUUGGUACCUUCAUUUCUUAAUGCCGCGUUAUAUGAUGAAGAUCCAAUUGUUAAAAUUGAAGUGGAUAAUUCAAGACACAUCUUAUAUACAUUAAGUGAAAAGGGGUGUAUUGAAGUUUUUGAUUUAGGAAGUGAUGGAGAAAGCAUUAGUAGGGUUGUGAGAUUAACACAGGGAAAAAUUGUGUCUUGUGCUGUAGACAUUGUUAAAACAUUAGAAUCCAAUAACUUUAAACCUGUUAUUGCAAUAUCAGCUGUGGAAGAUUCUGAAUCAGAGCAUUUAAAUCUAGUGGCUGUAACUCAAACUGGUGCAAGGCUCUAUUUUAGUACGGGAAGUGGAGAUGCAAACCAAAGUGGACCACAAAGACCCCAAUAUCUCACAUUACUCCAUGUUCGCUUGCCACCAGGAUUUACCCCUAAUUCAUCAGUUUUGAGACCAAAACAAGUGCACAGUGCAGUAUAUGAGAAUGGUUCUUUGGUAAUGGUGUGUUCGUCGGGUGGAGGGGGUGAAGCAGAAACUCUGUGGUGUUUGUCAAGAGUCCUACCUGGUAUGGGAUUUAGUGAAGCUCAUACUGUACUAGCAUUGGAUGGACCAGCGUGGGCACUCACUGCGCUUCCGCCACAGCAAGCUACUCAACUUUCGCCUGCAGUACUAUCUAAAAGAGAGGUUUGGUCGUGGUCGAGAUGGGCGGUGGUGACGGGAGGGGGCGCGGCGGUGCUUGCUGCAGGCGCGGCUCCAGAGUUGCUUCGAACGCUGCUCCGAGACUGCCGCGGUCCUGACGCCCAGCCCGUCAAGGACUUCUUCCAGUUGCAUAGUAUCGAACAGGCGUGCGCAUGUGCCUUAUACUUGGCUUGCGAAGAGAUUACUAGUGGCGAUUUGUCAGUGAGCGAGUGGGCUACACGCGCUUUCUUCUUGUAUGGCAGCCAGCUUACACCUGCUCCGAUAUAUCAACAGAAUUCUCAAAUGCCUUCAAGUAUAGGUUCUCCAAAAUUUUCUCCACGUCAAAUGUCCACUCCAAUGACUAUCAGAGGAAAUCAAGAGCAAGUGAGGGGUGGUCAAAUGAACCAAUCUUACCAACAUACCCCAUUGAACCAGUCUGUUGGCGGUGCACCAAACCAGUCUAUGAUGCCUCAGUCACCAUUUCAACCAAAUGCUAUGAGUUCGACCGCCUUUAAUCAAUCUUCAUUUAUGGGAAAUGUGACGCAACAUCAAAGGGAUCCCAAUUUUCCAAUACAAGUUGAAUACAGUGCUAAACAUAAUGGUCUAUACAUCUAUGUUGGGAGGAUACUUUCACCCAUUUGGAACUUGAAGUGUGUUUCCAAUUCCCUAACGCCCGACAAAAAAGAGUUCAUGACGAGUAGGGUAACGGGUGAAGACUGCGCUUACGUUGUGAAAAAAUUGCAGCGUGUUGCGGCUUUCCUACAGCGCCCAGUCGCGCCACCACAUUCCGAAGAGCAUGCGUCCUUGCACGCAUUGAAGCUAUUUAUAAAUAUGGCGAUUGAGAUGUUGAGUCUUUGGAAAGUGCUCUGUGAACAUCAAUUCCAUGUCAUCGCUGCAAGCCUCCCUCCUGAUCAGCAGAGUGCUCUACAAGCUGCCAGUUUCAGAGAACUCUUGGUCGGAGGCCAAGAGGUAGCAUGCCUGCUGCUGGGCUCACUAGUAGCCGGAUACUUACGUGAUAACGCUUCCGUAGAUGGUAUUUCCCAAAAGUUACGUCAGCUGUGCCCUACACUAUAUAGGCAAGAAGAUGCUACAUGUUCUAAGGCUAAUGAGUUAUUGAUAUUUGCUAAACAGCAAAAGAAUCCAGCUGAAAGGGAAGAAAUGCUUCAGCAUGCUCUGAAAUUAUGCAAGGAUGUAGCACCAAAUGUGAAUUUGCCAUUGGUCUGCUCAAAGCUAAUAUCUGUUGGGUUUUACUCUGGAGUAGUUGAACUUUGUGUGGCCUGCGCCAGCAAAAUGGAUUCUCAGGACAAAGCCAUACACUAUUACAAGAGUGACCAGCCUUCACAGGACAGGGAAGGUCAUCUUGCUUAUUAUAGAAGAAUGGAGAUAUAUCGCGAAGUGUGUGGGGCAUUAGAACGUUUAUAUGAGCGAAGUUCUGAAACCACCAGCAAUGACAUUUCUCCCUUACGUUCCAACGCUUCUACAGCUGAUGCUACGCUGACUUUAUCGCCAGCUGACGCCAAUUAUCAGGGAAGAAAGCUGGUUUGGGAAUGUUUGUCACGAGAAGACGAACUUCUUCAUGUAGCUGUUUAUGAGUGGCUAGUCUCCAAAAAUUUGGGUUCAGAGUUGAUAUCUCUGGGCGCAUCGCCGCCGCCAUCGCUGCGCACAUACUUGCAGCGUGCCGCUCGAGCCGCUUCGCCGCCGGUUGCCCUGCAACUAUUGGACCUGCUCUGGAAAGUUCUCGAGCGCGCUGGAGAACACCUUGCUGCAGCCGAAGUGCUUGAAGGACUUGCUACUAGACCAGGAUCGGGCGCGACGCUGAGCCAGCGCAUGGCGUGGCUGUCGGCGGGCGUGGUGUGCGUGAGGGGCGCGGGGGCGGCGGGCGGCGGGGGUGGCGGCGGCGAGCUGCUGCGCCGGCUCGAGGAGGCGAGCGAGGUGGCGCGAGUGCAGGCGGCCGUGCGAGCGGCGGCCGCCGCCAAGCGCCCGCCCCCGCCCCACCACCUGCUGCGGCGCCUCGACGACGAGCUGCUGGAGAUCACUCAGCUCUACGAGGAGUAUGCAGACCGUUAUAACCUCUGGGAAUGCAAGCUAGCAAUAGUCCAAUGUUCUGGGCAUAAUGAUGCUCUCCUUGUUGAGAAUAUUUGGAGCAACAUCCUGGCUGAAGCUGAGGCACUUGGUAGAAACCUACAUACCCCAGAUGAAAGACUUGCCUCUGUACUUAGUAAACUAACAACCUUGGGGAGAGAGUAUGUUAAUACCGGACAUUGCUUCCCACUGUAUUUUAUUGUCAGGCAGUUAGAAAUAAUGAGCUGCAAAAUGCAAGCAGAGAAGAGUAUGGUGUUCAAAGCAGUUUUGAAUAUAGGUGUGUCAUUAGAACAAGUGCUUGAUAUUUAUAUAAAGUUGGUGAGCGUGAACGAGCGCGUGUGGCUUGGCUGCGGUGACGAGUCGCACGUGUGCGCCGCGGCGGCGUUGCUCUUGGAUGCAGCGCGGGGCGACGUUGCCGCUCUGGCACCGGCGCCGCGCCGUCGCGCGUUAGCCCGCUGCAAGGACCUGCACGAGGCCGCGCUAUCCGCGCUGCAGUCUCGACCGAACACGAAGCAUCUCAUUGAUAAGCUGACAGUGGCGCAGGCUUAUUUAGAUCGAAUGGAU
Messenger RNA from Iphiclides podalirius (scarce swallowtail), 5703 nucleotides. The record is from the annotation of a GenBank genome assembly. Lineage: Eukaryota; Metazoa; Arthropoda; Insecta; Lepidoptera; Papilionidae.